GGCGUGGCGGGCGUGGCGGCCCGGGAGCCACACCCUGAAACUACCUGUGCGCGACAGGAAGGGCCCGGCAGAGCCUCGGCGGCCGGAGCGCUGGGCCUGAGACCGGAACCAGGCCCGCCCCGCGCCCCGGCCCCGCGGCGAUGGCCUGAGCCACACGGCCUUCGGGACCAUGAAGAGCGAGCGGGCGCGCAGGGGCACAGGCGGCUCCGGGGGCCUCGGCGCGGGACUCAAGUACACCUCGCGGCCGGAGAACAUGAAUGGCUUUGAGGAAGGCGUGGAGUUCCUGCCAGCCAACAACGCCAGGAAGGUGGAGAAGGGCGGCCCGCGGCGGUGGGUGGUGCCGGUAGCCGUGCUGGCUGGCCUCCUGGUGCUGUCCCUCAUGGCGGGGCUCCUGGCAUGGCACUUUCAGUACCGGAACGUGCGGGUUCAGAAGGUCUUCAAUGGCUACCUGAGGAUCACGAACGAGAACUUCCUGGAUGCCUAUGAGAACUCCAGCUCCACUGAGUUUGCAAACCUGGCCAAGAAGGUGAAGGAAGCGCUGAAGCUCUUAUACAGCGGGAUCCCUGUCCUGGGCCCCUACUACAGGAAGUCAGCUGUGACCGCCUUCAGCGAGGGCAGCAUCAUCGCCUACUACUGGUCGGAGUUCAGCAUCCCCCAGUACCUGGUGCAGGAGGCCGAGCAGGCCAUGGCGCAGGAACACGUGGUCACGCUGCCGCCCCGAGCCCGCGCCGUGAGCUCCUUCGUGCUGACCUCAGUGGUGGCCUUCCCCACUGACCCCAGAACAGUACAGAGCACCCAGGACAACAGCUGCAGCUUUGCCCUGCACGCCCGUGGCAGCGAGCCGGCCCGCUUCACCACGCCCGGCUUCCCUGACAGCCCCUACCCGUCUCACGCCCGCUGCCAGUGGACCCUGCGGGGGGAUGCUGACUCCACACUGAGCCUCACCUUCCGCAGCUUCGAUGUCGCGACCUGUGACAAAAGUGGCAGUGACCUGGUCACUGUGUAUGACACCCUGAGCCCCGUGGAACCCCGGACUGUGGUGCAGCUGUGUGGCACAUACCCUCCCUCCUACAACCUGACCUUCCUCUCCUCCCAGAACGUCCUGCUCGUCACGCUGGUGACCAACACCGAGCGCCGACACCCCGGCUUCGAGGCCAUGGUCUUCCAGUUGCCUCGGAUGAGCAGCUGUGGAGGCGACUUGCAUGCAGCCCAGGGCACAUUUAGCAGCCCCUACUAUCCAGGCCACUACCCGCCCAACAUCAACUGCACCUGGAACAUUGAGGUGCCCGACAACCAAAAUGUGAAGGUGCACUUCAAAGCCUUCUUUUUGCUGGAGCCCAACGUCCCCCUGGGCUCCUGCUCCAAGGACUACGUGGAGAUCAACGGGGAGAGGUACUGUGGAGAGAGGCCCCAGUUUGUCGUGAGCAGCGGCAGCAGCAAGAUCACCGUCCACUUCCACUCGGACCAGUCCUACACGGACACCGGGUUCCUGGCCGAGUACCUGUCCUACGACGCCAGUGACCCGUGCCCGGGCAGGUUCAUGUGUAACACAGGGCGGUGUAUCCAGGAGGAGCUGCGCUGUGAUGGCUGGGCUGACUGCACCGACCACAGCGACGAGCUCCACUGCCAAUGCAACGCCACCUACCAGUUCACGUGCACAGACAAGCUCUGCAAGCCCCUCUUCUGGGUCUGUGACUCCGUGAAGGACUGCGAGGACGGCAGUGAUGAGCAGGGCUGCAGCUGCCCGCCCGAGACCUUCAGGUGUAACAACGGGAAGUGCCUCCCGCAGAGCCAGCAGUGUGACGGGAAGGACAACUGUGGGGACGGGUCCGAUGAGGCCAUGUGCGACCACGUGAGCACCGUCACCUGCACCAAACACACCUACCGCUGCCUCGACGGGCUCUGUGUGAGCAAGGGCAACCCCGAGUGUGAUGGGAAGAAGGACUGCAUCGAUGGCUCGGAUGAGAAGGACUGUGACUGUGGGCUGCGGUCAUUCACCAGGCAGUCUCGGGUUGUCGGGGGUGAGAACGCGGACGAAGGUGAGUGGCCCUGGCAGGUGAGCCUCCACGCCCUGGGCCAGGGCCACGUGUGUGGGGCUUCCCUCAUCUCCCCCAGCUGGAUGGUAUCCGCCGCCCACUGCUUCGUCAACCACAGAGGAUUCAGGUACUCUGACCACAGCAUGUGGACCGCCUUCCUGGGCCUGCACGACCAGAGCAAGCGCAGCGCCCCCGGGGUGCAGGAGCGCCGGCUGCAGCGCGUCAUCUCCCACCCCUUCUUCAACGACUUCACCUUUGACUACGACAUCGCGCUGCUGCAGCUGGAGCAGCCAGCCGAGUACAGCGCCACCGUGCGGCCCAUCUGCCUGCCGGACGCCGCGCAUGCCUUCCCCACCGGCAAGGCCAUCUGGGUCACCGGCUGGGGCCACACGCAGGAGGGAGGCACCGGGGCGCUGAUCCUGCAGAAGGGUGAGAUCCGCGUCAUCAACCAGACCACGUGCGAGCGCCUGCUGCCGCAGCAGAUCACCGCGCGCAUGCUGUGCGUGGGCUACCUCAGCGGCGGCGUGGACGCCUGCCAGGGCGAUUCCGGGGGCCCGCUGUCCAGCCCGGAGGCCGAUGGGCGGAUGUUCCAGGCCGGCGUGGUGAGCUGGGGCGACGGCUGCGCGCAGAGGGACAAGCCAGGCGUGUACACGAGGCUCUCCGUGUUUCGGGACUGGGUUAAACAGCAGACCGGGGUGUAGAGGCGAGGCGCCACCCCAGGUGCGCACGUGCGGGCUGAGGACGGGAUUGCUGCCUGGGCCCCCGGCUUGGCCCCCGGAACCCAGACUGGGACCUGAUCCCCGAGCCUCUGGAGAUGGAGACUCGCCCGCAGGCCUCUCACCCACCCCACACCCCCAGCUUCCCAAGCGCGUUCGGGGAGGGGAGGGGAGGGGAGGACGCCUGUCAGUGCCAGGCCGGAGGUUUGAAGACACAGCCUUUCGGCCCUGGCGCCACGCUGGGCCGGAGGCUCUUUUCCUCGGAUACAGGGAAGGCUGGCUUCGUCUGCCUCGGAUAUAGGACCAGCUCUCGUUUGGACUUUGGGGCCCCUUGGGCGGGGCUGGUGGGGCACCACGGGCUCCCAGGGUCGCCUGCUUCAGGAAAUCCAGGCCUGAGGGACCUGGAAGUCAGCCGGGUCCAAGGUUCGAAUGUUUUGCCGGCUUCCAGGGUGGGGUUCAGUGUGUAUAUUUGUGUGUAUGAGUAAAACACUUUAUUUCUUUUUAGGUAA
Messenger RNA from Delphinapterus leucas (beluga whale), 3261 nucleotides. RefSeq names its product ST14 transmembrane serine protease matriptase (gene ST14). Gene Ontology annotation, cellular component: membrane. The record is from RefSeq and is a predicted model, not a curated record. Gene Ontology annotation, molecular function: serine-type endopeptidase activity; protein binding. Lineage: Eukaryota; Metazoa; Chordata; Mammalia; Artiodactyla; Monodontidae. Gene Ontology annotation, biological process: proteolysis.